UGAUAUAGUGUGUGUAUGCACUAUAAUAAACAACGGGUGAAUCAGUCAAGCAAGCAAGCUUGGGUUGACAAUAACUUAUUUCUAAACAUGGCAAGUGUCAAUAAAGAUCUGGUAAAAGAAAGGAAAUCGGCAACAUUCGACAAGGAAUUGCUGACAGAGAUAUUGUACAACGGAAAAGAGGGAGUAAAGAGACGUCGUUACUUGCAGAACAUAGCCAUACAGGAUCCGUACUUGAAGUCGCUGACGCCAUGGUGGAAUCGAGAUCGCGAGACGCACUACGACAUCGCGCUCAAAAAGGCCGUGUAUCUAAACCAGCUGAUGGAGAAAAUGAACAUCACUGCCCCUAUUGAUAUGUUCAUACUACGCGAGGCGGCUGCAUGCCAGGAGAACAACCCCCUCGGUCUGCACCAGGUGAUGUUCAUACCCACCAUAGAGAAGCAGGGAACCAAAGAACAGAUUGAGAAGUUCCUGCCGCCUGCCCGGGCAAUGAAAUACAUCGGCACGUACGCACAGACAGAGCUGGGCCACGGCACAUUUAUCAGAGGACUGGAAACCACAGCAACCUAUGACCCAAAAACAGAGGAAUUUAUUAUCAAUAGUCCAACAUUGACUUCCAUGAAAUAUUGGCCGGGCUCAUUGGGUAAGACCUCCAACCAUGUGAUACUGAUGGCUCAGCUGCACUCCCAGGGGAAGAACCAUGGUAUUCAUGCCUUCGUGGUCCAGAUCAGGAGCCUUGAGGAUCACAGACCUCUCCCUGGAAUAACGGUGGGGGACAUUGGAAACAAGUUGGGCUAUGAAGGCAUGGACAAUGGUUUCCUGAUGUUCAACAAUGUUCGCGUACCCAGGGAUGCCAUGCUUAUGAGAUACUCUAGGGUCGAGAGAGAUGGUACGUAUGUUCCGCCAAAGAACGCGAAAAUUGCAUACGGAUCCAUGGUGUUCAUUCGAGCCAUGAUCGUGGGUGACAUGGGGCGCUCGCUCGCCCAGGCAUCGGUCAUCGCCAUUAGAUACAGCGCUGUUAGAAGACAGACAGAAAUAAGACCCGGGGGCGAAGAACCCCAGGUGAUUGACUACCAGACGCAGCAGGAGAAGUUAUUUCCACUGCUGGCUGCCUCCUAUGCAUACAUAUUCAUGGGGUAUCACAUGGCAGUUGAGUACUUCAGGGUCACUGCCGAGAUUGAGCGUGGAAACAUGGAGGAAAUGCAGUCGCUCCAUGCUCUGGCAGCCGGUCUUAAAGCCCUUUCUUCGGACUUGGCCAGUAGCGGGGUAGACCGUCUGAGGGUCUCAUGCGGAGGUCAUGGUUACUCUCUUGCCAGCGGGCUACCCAAGAUCUUUACAAAUAUCACGCCAGCAAUGACAUAUGAGGGAGAGAACACAGUCAUGUACCUACAGUGUGCAAGGUACCUUAUUAAGAUGUAUGCCCAGGUGGCAAGUGGUCAGCAGCUUUCUGGGUUCAUAAGUUACCUUAGCAACAAGCCCCGCCCACACAGCGGGGUCAAUGAGGCUCUCAAACUAGAGGACUUGAUUGAGUUGUAUGAACAUGCGGCAUCCAGAUUGAUCCAAGGUGUGGCCAUGAAGAUGCAGUCAUUGAUGAAAAGCGGGAAACCAGAGGAGGUCGCCCGUAACAUGUGCAGCGUUCAGAUGGUGCAGGCAUCCAAGAUGCACAGUGCAGCCUAUGUGGUGAGGACGUUUGCAAUGACCAUCCAGGCCAAGGUCACUGACCCGAACCUUGCCAAGGUGAUGACCACCCUAUGCCAGGUUUUCGCUGUGGACGGCAUACUGCAAAAGACAGGAUAUUUCUUGAUGGAUGGUUUCUUGAGUGGCAAGCAGGCACAGAUGUUGGCAGAAAGGCAGAUGGCUUUGUUUGCAGAGAUCAGACCCAAUGCCGUUGCUCUGGUGGACGCUUUUGAUUACCCAGACGAGGUGCUACAGAGCUGUUUAGGCCGCUAUGAUGGCAAUGUCUACGAAGCCCUGUUUGAGUACGCAAAGAACUCCCCCCUCAAUAAGGCUGAUGUUUUACCAUCCUACCACACUGUUUUGAAGCCACUGAUUCAAGGGGAGUCAUCUGCACCUGCUGCAAGACUGUAAUUGUCUCCCUUGACAAGAAAGCAAAGUUGACUCCUUUUUCCAACUUCGUACAUUAGUGCAAUGUGUAAGAUAGAAUUAAUUUUUGAAUUGUUGGGGCCACAUUUAGAAAAAAAAGACAGGAACUAUAAAUAUUGAUACAUACAAAAAAUUACUAAAGUAAAUAGUAUGCAUGUAUAAAUCAUUGUUAUACUUCAUCACAUGAGAGACAAAGAGUGCGAGCCAUAGGUAAACGACAGUCCUACACUCAGCAUAUAUGGUGAAUAUGUGAUCAUAACUAUAUGUCUUCACCCUUUACCACUUAUAUACUUAUUUUUACACAUUUGUAGUCCCUUAGAAAGUUAAAUUUAAGACCUUUCUUACUAGAUUCAAGUUUUAAAUGCUUCAUUUCCAACCCUUAGAUACUGAUGAGCAGCAAACAGCAUAAAACCUGAACAGACUGUGAGUUACUUGCAGGCUGUUCUGGUUUUAUUCUGUUUGCACAUAGCCAUUCUCACCUUGCUUCUAAUAGGGAAAGGGUUAAACUGUAUAGUUAGUUUCAGUCAAAAUCAGAUAAGUAUUUUCACAAUCACUUCUAAUAAUGUACAUGUAUAGACUUAUGAAGAUUGAAUAGCUAUAAUGCUCUUUAAGUCUUUUUAUUAUGGAAUCCAUUUUAAUGAUUGUUUUGUUAUAUAUGUUACUGUAUUUAAUCAGUUAUUUUUUGUAUAUAAAUCCUAGAGUUAAUUGUCUUUUAGAUAGGCAUAUUUAUUAGCAGUUUUGUGUCAUAUGCUUUAUGUAUAAGGUAAUAACUAAAAAGAAAAAAAAGAAAUAUUAAGUAAAUUAUAUUUAUAGUAAAUUGGGUACAUCAUAUGAAAAGUUUGAAAACAGAAAAUCUAACAUUUCGAUGGAAGAUUUGUAUUAACUCUUUUUCUUAUAUUGUUAAGAUUAUUUUAUUUUUACUUUUUAAAAUAAUUACUUUAAGAAUUGUGUAAUUUUUAUUGACAUUAUUAUAUUUGAUGUAAGAAUGCAUUAAAUAGCAACUGUUGAUAGAUUUAUACAGAAUUAAUUUAUUUGUUCACUUGUUAUUUAUACAAAUAAUUUGUUGAUUUAUAAAAAAUAAACCAUGUGUAAUAAGUA
Molecule: messenger RNA, 3198 nt
Organism: Dreissena polymorpha
Lineage: Eukaryota; Metazoa; Mollusca; Bivalvia; Myida; Dreissenidae
Product: peroxisomal acyl-coenzyme A oxidase 1-like
Exons: 16
Coding region: 16-2085 (689 amino acids)
Biological process (GO): fatty acid beta-oxidation using acyl-CoA oxidase; lipid homeostasis
Cellular component (GO): peroxisome
Molecular function (GO): FAD binding; fatty acid binding; acyl-CoA oxidase activity
Source: RefSeq, a predicted model, not a curated record